UCCUUGCCCGACAAAAUGAGUUGGGCCCAAAAUGCCCAAUCUCAUUCCCUAUUUUUAAUUGAAUUUUCUUCUGCUUUGUAGCAAAAACCCUAAUUUCCAUCAGUCUUGCUCCAGGCUUCAGCUGAAAAAAGUGUCUCCUUUUCGUCAUCCAUCGGAUCCUUCUUCUGAUCCAAAAAGGAAUUAUUUUUAAUGGCCGGCAAAGCAGCGCAAUCUGUGGUGAAGGCAGUUGGGGAAUACCAAUAUCCAUGGCGUGAGAAAUUGGCUAAGUACAAAGUUGAGUUAUCAAAGGGAGUGUGGGGGUAUUGGGAACUUGGAGCCUGGAAGCCUCUGGGCAUCAGCGCUAGACGUCGAGCCAGGCUCCGAAAGGAAGUGCUUUUAGCAGGCCAAGAUUGGCCGUACGAUCCAGAGAGGAAAGAGAUGAAAAGUAAGAUGAAAGGUCACAAGUGCGACAGAAUAGCUGCUGAGAAAAGGGAGAAUACUGCAACUUUGAUGCAGAAAAUGCCUGAGAUGUUGCUUGCUUAUAAGAAACGUAGGUGGGAGAAGAAAAUGAAGGAAGAGGAGAAGUUGAAAGAAAAAUAAAUCUGAAUAUUUUUAGAUUUUUUCCCCUUUUUUUGGAUGAAAAUAAGAAAAGAUGUUGGGUUUCGAGUUUGCAAAUGCUAAAAUCUUGUACUGAUGAUGAUCAAUGUUAGGUUUUAUUUAUUUAUUUAUUUUUGGGAUUAUGUAUACGCUGAAUUUUGAUACAGAUCUUUAAUGGGAAUAUUUGAA
This is a messenger RNA of Durio zibethinus, 765 nucleotides long. RefSeq lists its product as uncharacterized. The record is from RefSeq and is a predicted model, not a curated record. Lineage: Eukaryota; Viridiplantae; Streptophyta; Magnoliopsida; Malvales; Malvaceae.